UGUAUAUACAAGAUGACUAAUUAGAUUAUUCAUUAUAAACUAUCGUACUUUGAAUACUAGUUUUCAAAUUAGAUAAGACGUCAUUUUUUAGUAGGCUGCCAAAAUCAAGUACCGUCCCAGGCAAUGAUUUAUUAAGAAAAUGUAUCUUUUGUUAACGUUCAAAAAUCAACUAGAACAUACACAGCUACAAAAAAAACACACGAUAAAUACUAUAUUUUACCUAUAAAAUAAGGUUAAAUUUAUAAACCAAAACAAAGACAAAGUAAUGGACCCGGAAAAAGAGCAAAUUAGAGAACAAACCUUUUGGAAAGCCAAGCUAGCGCAGGAGGCAAGCAGAUUUGAAGAUAUGGCUAAGUAUAUGAAAAUUGUAGCCGAGAUCAAUGGUCCAAUGUCAAAGGAGGAGGAUAAUAUGUUUGCUAUGGCGUAUAAGCGCAUUUUGGAACACAAGCGGAAUUCCCGGCGUACGUUGAUUACCAUCGAACAGAAUGAUGCGUCAUUAUUACUGGAUAAAGAAAUCGUUAUAGAGUACCGAUCUCAAAUUGAAACUGAGCUUCAAAAUAUUUGUAGUGAGGUGCUAUUAGUUAUAGAAAAUACAUUAAUACCAAAAGCAUCCAAUCCGUCCGCCAAAGUGUUUUAUUGGAAGCUACGAGGCGACUAUUACCGGUACAUGGCCGAGUUGAAUGAAAUAGAUGAUCGUACAACCGCAGUGACAGAAUCGCAGACUGCGUAUGAACAGGCUAGCGAAAUAAGUCGGAAAUCACUGUGUCCCACUCAUCCUCUUCGGUUAGGUUUGAUGCUCAAUUAUUCUGUAUUUUUGUAUCAGAUAUGUCAGGAAAAAUCUCGAGGACACCAAGUAGCCAACCAAGCAUACGAAGAUGCUAUAGCCGAAAUGGACGUACUCGAGGUAGAUAGUUAUAAUGACUCGACAUUAAUCAUGCGGCUCCUUCGGGAUAAUAUAAAAAUUUGGAAUCAAGAAAAUGGAGGAACGCCUGAGGAUGAGUAGCAACUAAAUAUUCAACCCAUCGACUCUUCUGAAAAUGCUGUUUAAGAAAUCUCCAUCAACGUAACAUAAAUCUAUUGUAAUUUGAUAACAGCUAUUUUCUCCAUAUUUUACCAACACUAUUCUAAACAUAAACAUUCUAUGCAUUAUGUAAUUUUUCAAUUUUAACACAAAAUGUUACCUUAAAAAUUUGUACUGAAUGAAAAAUUUACUUGAUUUUUUAAAUUAUCCAAUAGAAUGUUAGAAAGGAGUUAAUAAUUGAUUUUAAUUUAUUUUCAGAAUUUAUAUCAUUUGAAAUAGUUAAAUUGGUUGUAACAAAUUUUAAGGUGAAAUGUGAAUGUUACCUAAUUUUAUCAUAGUUACUCCUAUAACUAUAAUAAGGCAGUGAUAAAGGAUAAAUACUUCAUUAAGGAAAUUCUUCCAUGUAUUCUCUUUAUAAUAAGAUCCUGUUACGCUAAAAUUACAUGAUAGAUAUCAAAGACUAGAAUUUUCAAUA
Daktulosphaira vitifoliae (grape phylloxera) is the source of this 1496-nucleotide messenger RNA. RefSeq names its product 14-3-3 protein zeta-like. The transcript has 2 exons. Gene Ontology annotation, cellular component: cytoplasm. The coding region runs from base 266 to 1003 and encodes 245 amino acids. Gene Ontology annotation, biological process: signal transduction. The record is from RefSeq and is a predicted model, not a curated record. NCBI's taxonomy places the organism in Eukaryota, Metazoa, Arthropoda, Insecta, Hemiptera, Phylloxeridae.